AAUGUGUAAAAGUGGCUUGGUCACCUAAAAUUAAUUAGGCUGGGAACAUUUUCACCAAUAUCAUCCAUGCAAUAGGGAGUUGUUUUCGAAGAUACAAAUAAUGCUUUUACUGGAAACCCGUGAUUGUACUCGCUUGCACAGCAUUUAAAUUUUUGACAAAGUACUCUUAGUCGACAAAUUCUUUUUCUCAAGUUCAUUUAGGAUAGCUUCUACUUAUUCAAUUAAUUACGACCUGUAUUCAGACAUGGUAAUCAACAUCCACUUAGUCCAGGGGUGGAUUCCAAGUCCGUAUUGUUAGUGCAUCCGAAGUGUUUGAUGUAAUUGCAAUAUGAGUGGAUAGCAAAAUCAAGUACAUGAAGUUUAUGGGAAAGUUGUAUAUAGAAAAAUUAUAAAAUCAUGGUUCUGGUAUACAUUCAGCAUACCGUUUCUGGCGUUUUCAAUCUUCAGAAUCUUAAGUACACUUUCAAUUAAACGCCACGGAGCACGAGUUGUGUUUUCGUUUUCAAGUUUGUCCCGUCUCUCAUGCUUUCAUUUGCUCAGAUACUGCUUUCUGGUUUAGCUGCUUGCACUUUGGCUGCUCCGAUUGCUGAAAAGCGUUCCGACUAUUACUGGUGCAGACUCCGCAAUACCGCUUUGCAAGAUAUGUAUGAUUACUGGGAAAUUAGUAGCUGUGACGGUAUUAAAGUUUGUGUUCAAUGGAGCAAGGGCGAUCACUGGCUGACUAUGGACGACCUUGCUGGCUAUGACCGACAGAACUGUUACCGAGACUUGUCAUUGAAAGAAACUUGUGGUGAAGGCCACACAAAAAUCACGGAUGGUUUCUGGUUUCAGAAAUCGAAUGCGUGUUCUGACCUUUCAUGCGAACAAAAAAGUUGUGCUUUUCAAGCAUUCUUGAACAAGCAUGGUGGUUCAAUUCAAUAUGAUUCUAACAUUGACACGAAUGUUGUCUUUCAGAAGGCCGAUGACCCCGAGUGCUAUGAUACUUAUGUCAUAUUUAACCAGUAGAGGAUAGCUAUUGAAUUUAUUGCACCGUUACAAUGAAGACUAUUGCUGAAGACCAUGAGUGUGUAUACUGGUACAACUGGGAGGUU
This is a messenger RNA of Schizosaccharomyces japonicus yFS275, 1091 nucleotides long. RefSeq lists its product as hypothetical. The transcript has a single exon. The coding region runs from base 523 to 1005 and encodes 160 amino acids. The record is from RefSeq and is a predicted model, not a curated record. Lineage: Eukaryota; Fungi; Ascomycota; Schizosaccharomycetes; Schizosaccharomycetales; Schizosaccharomycetaceae.